AUGUUUGCAGAGCUGUUUUAUCACAAAGAGGGAACACAGCAGAGCGGCAGCGAACUCACCGCCACCCGGCAGCUGAGAGGAGCCUUCUCCGACACAGAAGACUUACCGGAUCACGGCUUGGUGUCGGUCAACCGCUGCUCGAGCAGAACCUCCUCCAUCAGCUCCUGGACAGAGAACAUUAAACCUUCAUUCACCAAAAAACUGAAAUUCCAAUCAGUCCUAGAGGGAGAACCAGUAGAGUUAAAGUGUAAACUGGUUGCAUGUCCUCAACCCACCAUCCUUUGGUUUCAUAAUAAUAAAUCUAUUCCUAAAGAGCGUAGGCGUAGGAUCGGCACUGAGAGCAAAAUGCAUUUGCACACCACCAGUCUGUUUAUCGAUUGUAUCAGAGAGAAGGACGCGGGCAGUUAUAAGGUAAUGGCGAUAAACACGGAAGGUUCUGCUGAGUCCACAGCGUCACUUCUGGUGUCGCUGAGGGAAGAGCAGUCCGCUAACUACCUGGGCUUUGUUAAACGUUCUGCACAAGCCCAUGAAAGUGCGGAAACCAUGGCUGAGCAGAGGAAAGAGAGGAAGUUCAGGGUCGACCUAAGGUGCGUAGGGUCUCCGUUUGACAAGAUGUCUAAAGUUCAUCAGGGGCGAUCUCGAUCUGUGGACUCUCUGGUGCGUACCGUUUACUUCAAAUCUGGUUCGCAUGCGAAAGAAAAAAAGGUAACAGAGAAAGAGUCCAAACGUUUGGAGACUGCCUCAGAGCGCGCCCCGUCUCCGCCCCCAAUGUUUGACCGGUCCGAGCGCUUUAACGACAGACUCAGUGAUAUCUACUGCGACCGGCGCACCGGGGCCAGGUUCAGUGACAAGUUUAGUGACAGGUGCAGCGACAGGUACAGCGACAGGUUCAGUGACACAGAGAGCCUUCACAAUGAGGUGAGGACUAAACUUACCACACUCCAAAAAGCUGUGAAGCAGAAGAAGAGGCUUUCUAUCUCCACCAUGUCCUCCUCUGAGUUUGAGUCAGAAUCAGUUGCCAGCGAGUCGAGUUAUACCGAUUACGUAGAGAGGCUCAGGGUGAAACCGGCCUCUCUGCCCGAUGUUCAGCAAUUCAAUCGACCCUUCGAUUCGGAGGAGGGUCCGAGUGAGUUUAAAAGUAGAAGCAGGGAUCCGUCAAAGCCGCGUUCAAGGCAUUCAUUUGAGCCUCAGUCCAGAACCAGGGCCAUCCAGAUCAUGAGAGGUGAGUUGGUGGAUACAAUGGUGUCAGAAAGGAUAUCAGGUGAAACCUAUUCUGAGACACGGGAGGAUAAAAAGGUGGAGAGUUUUCUCGAAUCACGGGCUAAAUACAAGCAAAUGCUAAGUGAAAGUCACGGCGUUGCUACUGAGGUAAAGAUGGAGUCAACAAAGGUCAAGGAACGUCACCAUGAAGUCCAAUACUCUGAAGGAUUAGCGUACCCAGGAACAUCCACGUACACUGAAAGCAGUGGAUCUGUUGAUCUACCUAAAACAGACACAUCGAGCAGGGAGAAGUUCCUCGGUGGACAAGCAUCAGCAGAAGACAGAGCCACAACGGAAACCGGUGAGCAAUAUGAAGAGGAGGGUGCAGGGUUGAGGGCUCACUAUGAGAAGAGCCUGGAUGAAGAAAGGAUGCAGUGUGAGGAAAAACUCCUGGCACUGCGCAUCAGAAAAUGGCAGCAAGGGAGUAUGAUGGCAGAAGAGGAGACGUUUCACCCUGAAACUGAUCUGCCAACCCCUUCAGAGUUGCAGUACAUGGAGCCAGCGGGGCACAAGUACACCCAACAGGAAGCAAUUACAUCAGAAACUAUAGAAACUGAAGCCUCAUCUUUCCAUAAAUCCCCCAGAAUGAAGGCAAGGAUGGAAGAUCCUGAAUCGGCGACACCCAGAUCACCUCAAGUAAAAGCCAGCGGAGAAGAAGCACAAAUAUCUGCCACAGCAGAAGCCCAAUCAGCUCCACUAACGCUGGCACAAAAGUCUCCCAGAAUAAAAGCAAGAGCAAAAAUUGAAGUGGAGUUGUCGCCACGAGCAAAAGCCAGGGCGGAGGACAGACUCGGAGAAUCUCCCAGGCUAAGGCAGGCCAAAACUACCAGAGAGAGGGCCCUUGGUGAAGGUGCAACGGCAGAAAGACUCAAGCAACAUGAAGAGGUUUCUGGAGGGGAGUCUUUGAGGGAGCAGUAUGAGAAGAACCUGGACGCUGAGCGGAUGCAGGUAGAGGAGAAACUCCUAGCCCUGCGGAUCAGGAAAUGGCAGCAUGGUAUGCGAAUGUCAGAGGAAGAGACGCCUGAAACUGAUCUACCUGCAGAGACACAGUACGUGGAGUCCGAAGGGCACAUUUACAACGAGCAGGAGGCGGUGGAUAAGAGGGCAGCUGUAGAACAUGCCACCAUGUUGGCUCCAAAGUCCCCUAAAGCAAAAGAGAGAGAGGACGAGACCUCCGCCCCCUCGCCUAAAGCCAGAAUGAAAUCCAGACAAGUAGAGUUGGAAACUGAGGCUUCAGUGGCACAAAAAUCACCUAGGAUAAAAUCAAGAGGAGUGGAAGCAUCACCAAGAACUAAAGUCAGAGCAGAGAAGAUGUUGUUUGAGAAGACAAAAGAGGAACGUGAGCUCCAGCUGUCGAGGGAGAACUUAUCCGAGCUGAAGAGUGAAAGUGAGAAGCUUGUCAGCGAAGAGGAGGCUCUGAAUCAGCGGAUUAUGAAGUGGCAGGAGAACGUUUUGAUGGAACAAGAGGAAGCUGGGAAGCCAGAGUCCAGCUGGGCAGAAGGUUACUCUAAGAUCCAGGUAGAGAAGACCACAGAGCACAAAGAUCUCCCCGGAAAAACGGCUAAAGAGAAGUUCCUGCUGAGCGAGCCAGUUCCAACCGGUUUCCAAGAUCAGCCGGGUGAGAGUCUGCAGUGGCCCCCUGCAGAGGGUCUGCCUACAGAGGGCCGGGAGACCAGGCUGCAAAGGGAUAGUGAGUACUUUCUAAGCGAGGAGGAAGCACUGGCUCAGCGCAUCCUGAAGUGGCAACAGGAUGGUGCUGAGCCAGAGGAGGUAGCUGAACUGGAGUCCGAGUGGUCUUUGGACAACCAAGGCAAACAGCCUGGCUCCGGGACGCUGUUUGAGUCCCAUGGUGUCCAUUCUCAUCCAAGUGAACUUCCUGCUCCAAGUCUUUGUCAAGAGGCAGAGAUGAGGCGGAGCAGGCAGGAAUAUGCAAUGACUGUUGAUACAUCCAGCAGCCAAUGUUUCCAGUCCGAUGUUAAAGAGGAGAGGGUAAUGAGAGAGGAGACAGGAACUACCAGAGAGGGAAGCGGUCUGAGACAACAGGAGGAUAUUGGAGGUGUUAAAAGAGAUGAAGUAAGCAGCGAGUCCAUUUGUUCAAAACAGGUUGGAGAAAUGAGUGCAGAAAGCCUUGAACUCGGAGCUAUCAAGAAGGAUGAGAGGAGAGUCCGAGAGGAGGCAGAUUUGAAAGAGGGAGUUUACCAAACAAGUGCCAGAGUCUCCCGUCCAGUGUUUGUGAAAGAAAUAUCUUCUGCUCAAGUAAAGAUUGGUGAGAUGACAGAGUUUACCUGCCAGUUCCAGGGUGACCCUAUGCCCACAGUCACCUGGCUCAAAGAUGGACACCAAUUAGCCCACAACCCUGACUUUGAUAUCAUGAGCAAAUUGAACACAUCAAAGCUCACCGUCUUCUAUCCAACUACAGACCACGAGGGGACAUACGACUGUGUCAUCACCAAUAAACAUGGCAAGUCCCUCUGCAGCGGCACUCUUGAAAUCUCUGACAGAAAAGUGAUGAGAAUGUCAGCGGCCACACAGGAAGUGGUAGUUACAGAGGAGCUAAAGAAGGGAGCAGUAACCCAGGAAAGCUUUACUCAAGCAGAAUUAAACACCUACGCGGAUUCUGGAAAAGCAACCCUACAGGUGCCUCAAGUGGUGAUCCACAAACGCCACUCCUCCGAUAAGUCUUUCAGCUCCUCACCCGUAGAAAUCCGAAUCACCGCGGCCACGCCACUCCCUGAGAUGAGAGAGGAAAUCAGAGAGGACGAACCUCCGGCGGUCACAGAGAAAACCUCAGAAGUGCCAAGCGACGAGGGUGCAUCUCAGACUGUCAAACACAAAUUCACUUUCUCCUUUGACACGGUUGGUGAAGCUCCUCACACUGUCAGCGAAUUAGAGAAUGUCAGCAGUAUCUCUGAGCCUGUGCAAUUUACAGAGGGCAGUGGUUUUACUCCAGUAAGGAGGUCUCUUGUUGGCUCAACUGAGGAUGCAAUGAAGGCUUCCAUCAUCCACACUAAAGACAGCAUCCCUCGGAGUUCACAAGUUCCAUCGGAGUUGGUCAAAGCCCCAAAAUCCAGGCCUAGUAUCUCAAGAGAGCCUCCCGCUGUAUCCGGCUGUGGUCUGCAGGCUUCUGCCGCUGUUAUAAAAGUCGCUCAGAUUAAACAAGCUUUUGAGUCGGACUCGCCAGAUGCAUUACAGACCCAAACCUCUCCUGAGGAGCAGAGAGAGGAAACACAUUUCCCUGAGGAGUUUAUACCUGCAGUGGCCAUGUCCCUUGACCAGCAGGAACAAGUCAUUGACACCCUGCCUGCAGAAGAUGCUUUCAGUCUUGCUACUGCUAUGACAGGUUAUCCUAAAGCUCUUCCUGUCUCUUCAGAAGUAUGCAAGAUCUCUGGGAUCUCUGGGGAUGUUGAAGAAGGUGCAGUUUCAGCUGAAAGCUAUGGUGAACUUACACAGUUUGUGGAGGAAGUACAGGAGUCUCCCGACUUGGUCAGGCCUAAAGCACAGAAACCAGCUCCAUUACCAGAAGAAGCGGAUGCAUGUGAAAUGGAGAUGGUGAGGGACGAGCCUGUGCGUACAUUUGACAGAACUGGCAGCUUUUUCCCUUUCCAGCCGGAUAAAGUCCCUGCAGCAAAGCGCUCUGUUAAGACCUCAGCUCCAGCGGAAGAAGCCGUCAAGCCUAAAUUCAUUUCUAAAUCUCUCAAAAUUGAGAAACAAAUUGCAGUAGAAGGGUCUUCCUCUCCUCUGAUGGCUGACGUUUACAGUACUUUACUUGCUGGCGAGGAGCUGGUUUCAAAUCCAGAGCCCUCCUUGGACAGCGGUGUCUUCCUCAGUAUGCCGGAGUCCCAGGCUAACCUGACAGAGGUAGCAGAGGAAGUGGCUGGGGAUGAAGUUAAGCCUGAUGUACAAAUCAGGAGUAAAGAUGAGAGCGUUGAAGUCAUGGAGCCAGAACCUGCAACACUUAUUGUUGAGCCUAAAGGAGAGGACACAGUUGAACCUCUUGAGGAUGCUGCUGCUGCUUCUGAGGGACAUCAAAGCCAGGUUGCAUCCUUACAGGAAGGAGAUUUGGACAAACCCAAAGCCGGAGGAGCGGCGGCAGCAGUAGCAGCAGCUGGCUCCAUGGAGGAAGAGGAGGUCACCUUUGGUGCUGUGUAUGACUUUUACAACCCUCCAACAGACUGGGGAAGACCCCUGUCCCCUGAGUCUGAGAUGUCCAUAGAGAUCGGCAGCACCGUGAGCGAGGACCUAGCCGAGGUGACCGAGCGGUUCUACACCCCAGGCUCUUCCACCGAGGUCUCGCAGCCAAUUGCUGAGUCCUUCCAAACCCCCAAGUCUCACAUGACCUUUCAAACUCCAAGUUCGGAUACUUCUGGUGGGUUUAGGACCCCUAAGGAAUACCCCUUCUCCCCCAUGGAUCAUAAGCGACCCUCGACAGCAGGCUCCAGCGAGAGGUUCUUCUCACCAAUGCAGUUCCUGACGUCUCCUGGUGACGAGGGCAUUGAGACAGUGGAUGACAACCUGUACCUCACCAAGGGACUUGGAUCUAUAGGACUGUCAACCCUGCAGGAGAAAGUGCAGGGAAUCCCUCCGGCCUUCCUAAAACCUCUCAUUAAGAAAAGAGUGUUUGAAAAUGACUUGCUAACAUUUUACGCCGAGGUGUUUGGCCUUCCUUCCCCCGAGGUGAAUUGGUUCUGCAACAAAACCCAGCUGUUGGUCAACGACAGAGUCAAAAUUGAGAGAGAUGGUGAUAGCAUCUCGCUAACAAUUCACAAUGUCACAAAAGCGGACCAGGGGGAGUACAUCUGCGAGGCCGUGAACUACGUUGGGGAAGCUAGAAGUGUUGCUUUAGUUGUAGUCGUAUCGCAGGAAGUCCGAUUCAUGCCGGCCCCCCCUGCUGUCACCCAUCAGCAUGUGAUGGAGUUUGACGUGGAGGACGAUGAUGAUGACUCUCGUUCUCCUUCCCCUCAGGAGAUUCUGCUUGAAAUCGAGUUGGAUGAAAGCGAGGUGAAAGAAUUUGAGAGGCAGAUUAAGAUCAUCACCAUUCCCGAAUACACGUCCGACAACAAGAGCAUGAUCAUCUCUCUGGACGUGCUGCCCAGUCUUUAUGAGGAGGGCGUUGUGGACUUUGUCACGCAAGAGCAUGAUGAUUUGAAAAUAGCUUUCGAGGUCACUGAGAUGCCCCCUAGGUUUAUUAAUCCCAUUUGUGACAUGGAGACCCCCGAGGGCACCGCCGUCAUGUUCGAGUGCUCCCUGAUGGGGAUUCCCUCUCCUAUUGUAUCCUGGUUCAAAGGUGACAAAAAAAUACCUCACAAUAACAAAAAGUACCUUUGCUCGUCCGAUGGAGACAACCACUUCCUGAAGAUCUCUAAAGUCACCACGCAGGAUAGCGGCGUGUAUACCUGUAGGGCUAUCAACGUUGUCGGGGAGACUCUGUGUCGGGCGUCUCUGGUCGUGUUGAACGCCAAAGCUUUCUCAGGAAAGUCCAGAGGCAGGGAGUUGACUGCUGUGUCUUUGGGUAGCGCCAAAAUCGAGCCUCAGAAGUUCGACUUGGUUGUUGGCAACACGUCAUUUGACAGCGAACAGGUCUCAGAAAUUGAGCUUGAGUUUGAGUUUGAGCAGGAGGCAGAUGAGUCGCAGCGGGCGGUCAGGCUGGUGGCUAAAACCGACCACGAAAUGAGCGAACAGGGAGAGAAAUAUGUUAGCGUUAACUUUGACGUGUUUGCUGAACCUGCAAAAGAUGACAAGAUAGAGUUCAAAGGGAAGUCCUCCGAUAUUUGUAGCUUCCAGUUCCAGGUGACCGAGACGCCCCCUAAAUGCGUCAUCCCUUUGACUAACAUUACCGCAGCGGUAGGGACGCCAGUUAUCCUCCAGUGUCUCGUUAGUGGUAAACCCAGUCCAACUGCUGAGUGGUACAAAGAUGGAAACCCCGUCACAGACAGCAGGUGUAUAAUCCAGGAGAAAACGGCAGGCCAUUUCAAUCUGCUCAUUACUAACGCCACCCAGAGUGAUGGUGGGGAGUACAAAUGCAUAAUCCAAAACACAGCCGGGUGCAUUGAGACUACCGCGCUGCUCAAGGUGUUUUAGAGGGUUGAGGCUAUGGUUGCACAAAGAUCCAUUUACUACCUAAUUCAUUGUAUUGUAUGUUGCUGAUUCUUGACUUCUGUAGGGGUGUUUAAGAUGUGGUAAUAAAGAUAAAGGCUAUUGAUAAUAAGAUUGGCUGACCAAUAAAAAUCUACAAGCUGCUUUAUGACUAAAACUCAUCCGUCGGGAUCUGGUCCCUGUCCUUCAGAACUUUUCAGAAUGUGUUUCCUUAAUUGGUUGAUAAUUAGGGAUGCACCGAUUGCAAAAAUGUCGGCCGAUACCGAUACCGAUGUUUUACUAUGUAACCUGUAAUGGUAGCACAAUGCAGACUAAGGCAGCCUGUCCCUCUAAGAGAGGGGGGGGAUACGUAUGUGCAUGUGUAAGAGCGAGAGAGAGGUUGAGCGAGCCAUAGUAAGUUUCUGGAAGUUAACGGGAGUAGUAGCAAGUAUAACAAAGUCACAGAUAUAACGACGGCCUCCCAAGAACACUGAAGGAUGGAUUUAAUUUACCGGUCCUGCAGACACCCGGUACACGGGGCGGAAGUCCUGCAGCAUGCAGCAGCUCCUCACAGAGGAGAGGAGACCCCCCCUCCCCCUCCCCCCGAAUGACUUUAAAGUUACGGCAGACCUACAGUCACUGAUCCCAUCCUUCAAAAUGAUGCCCUGACUUCAGAUUUAAAAACAACGACGCUAAUGCGACUUCUCCCGGUCACAUAGCAAAACAGAAACAUCGGUGAUGUCUCUUAUUUACCGAUGUGCCGAUGGUGGUAAAUAGGACUAACAUCGCCGAUGCUUCUCACCGAUGUAUCGUGCAUCCCUAUUGGCAAUUAGUUGGCUCAUGAUUAACCCUUCCACUAAGUUUAAUUUCAGUCAGGCCGGUCAUUGGUGGACGGAAACUAAAUAUGUUUACCUUAUGAACCCUCUUUUACUAUCAUUGCUUGCUUAAUGCAAAUGGCAAUUACCUAAUCUCAGACUCUUCCAAAUCAAAAGAAGACUCGUCUUUGUGCAACCAGCCUGAUAUGGGGUGAAGGGGUUUGAAUGUGUGUCAGUUUAAAAUGCAUUUCUGUAUUUAUUUAUUGUCAGCUGUGUAAACUGUUUUAAGUUUUGGUAGAAAAUCUGGUUUUAUGUUUGCUUUUGUUUUCUGGUAACACUGAGCUGCUUUGAGACUAUCCCAACAGUAUAUAGUCUCUACAGAUCGAUGACCUCAUGAGAGAUUGGUCUUUUUGUAUUUACAGUCGAGAAGCUCUCAGGAAUGUGUCGAUGGUUAUGGAGAAAAACAUCAAAUGUACUCAAAAUAUAGAAAUACAUAUCAUUAACGUAAAAGAGGUUUUAAAUAAUUGACAUCAGCUGUUUGUCAAAAGCUGCAUAGCCAGAGUAGCUGCUUAGUGCUCCAGGUAAAGUAGCUUCCAUUUAAAUAAUGCAACUUAAAAUGUUGGUUUGUGUUUUAACAGUUACGAUAAAUUCCGGCAUGGUUUGAGCUGAAGUCCAUUUAAAAUAACAUACAUUUAAGAAACGACACCCAGUGUGUAAUAAAACAGUGUUUUAACUCCAAGUCUUUUUGUAUAUUGACAUAUUCGUUAAUUUCAGAAAAGAAAUGAUUAACAAAAAUGUUUUGAAUUGUUAAAGUUAAACUCAGUUAAUGUACUCAUAACCUCAGCAGCGUUAUUGAUACACAUUAGGAAAGUAUUUCACAGGUUAUCAACUAAAGCUCACAUCUGGAAACUUCACAAUUCGUACUGGGAAUGAUUGGGUUGGUGGUUUCUGUGGGAUUUAGAUUUUGGAGUUGGAUGUUAUUCAUAGGAUUUUAAAGCGAGCUGGUAAAUCAUAAUCAGUAGUCAAAAUUUUAAAAAUGGAUAAUACUGUGACACUUUUUAAAUGUUGAGUUUUGAUGUUUUGUAAAUACGUGUAAUUCUAGGAGAGGAUGAGUAGAAACAGGGAAACAGGGCAAUUCAGAAAUCUGGCAUUGAGAUAGAACUCAUGGUGUAUUUGUACAGACGUCAUGUUGGUUUGUUUCAGAGUUUAUAUAAUAAAACAUUUAAUGAUUUAAA
Eleginops maclovinus (Patagonian blennie) is the source of this 9382-nucleotide messenger RNA. Its product is annotated as titin-like. Lineage: Eukaryota; Metazoa; Chordata; Actinopteri; Perciformes; Eleginopidae. Bases 1 to 7338 code for a protein of 2445 amino acids. The record is from RefSeq and is a predicted model, not a curated record. The transcript is spliced from 2 exons. Gene Ontology annotation, molecular function: protein kinase activity.